AUGAUUUGGACACAGGAUGCCAAGAAUUUACUGUGCUGUACGAUUAUGCUGCCCAGAGCGCAGAUGAGCUGGAUAUCAGUGCUGGAGAUGUGGUACAUGUGCUGGAGGAGGGAGAGGAUGGCUGGUGGACAGUGGAGAGGAAUGGUCGCUCUGGACUGGUUCCUGGAUCCUACAUUGAUAAAAAAGAAUGAUGCACUGGACAGGCUGGAUGGCACACCAUUUAACAACACACGACAGACACGGGAUGCUCCAUCUGUAUCACUGAAUUUUAAGACAAUGUUUAUAUGAAUACACAUUUUGUAUAUAUGGGCAUGCUUCUUAA
Molecule: messenger RNA, 322 nt
Organism: Staurois parvus
Lineage: Eukaryota; Metazoa; Chordata; Amphibia; Anura; Ranidae
Source: the annotation of a GenBank genome assembly